Molecule: messenger RNA, 3426 nt
Organism: Suillus plorans
Lineage: Eukaryota; Fungi; Basidiomycota; Agaricomycetes; Boletales; Suillaceae
Exons: 7
Coding region: 1-3426 (1141 amino acids)
Biological process (GO): protein secretion
Source: RefSeq, a predicted model, not a curated record
AUGACCGAAGCACAAGAGGAGCUCGCAAACGUCUUGCGUUCUGGCUCAUUUCUUCUCGACACGUCUGGCACCACCCAACACGAUCUUAAAAAUGUACUUGUGCGCAGGCUAGCGCAAUACCAUCAAGCAGUCGGAUCCUCCGCUCCUUCUCUUGAUACAGUGGAGGAUGCCCAACUUGAAACAGCUCAAUGUGCUUUGCACGUUGUUGAGCGCGUUCAAUCUCUUUUUCACCUGCCAGAUCUCCGACAAGAAGGUGAUCUGAAAAGCGCACCUGCAAUAGGGACACGCGACCUCAGCACACUCCGCACUCUUAUGUCUCUUAUUUUUCGCUGGGGAACCGAAAUACUUUACACGCGUCUCACCCCUUCGUUAACGUCUAAACUAAUUCCCGGCACCCCAAAAAUUAUAGACCUGACGAACACGCCCGCCGAUCACGCCACACUCUCUGACCUGCUUUUGCGCCUCAUGGGUCUCUUGUUCCCAAAUGGCCCAAAGAGUACGCCACCUCAGACGCUCAUUAGCAGUACACUGCUGUCAAGACAUGCAGUUGAUUUGUUACGCCCGAGUAUGGCCCUAGGAUGGCUACCUAGUGAACCCGUCGAGUCUCUCCGCCCGCUCGUGCUCCGUCUCCUCGCCUUCAUCCCCCUCCCCCAACUCAUGUCAUCCCUUGCUACGGUCCUCUCCACCCCUAAUUCUCCGACACCACCCCACGUCCGUAAACUCUGUUCCUCCCUCCUCACUCAACACCUUCUCCACCCAGGCGGUGUGGGUGCUCUCUGUGUUGCUAUAUUUGGUGAGCUCGAUGCGGAAGACGAACCGGAACUCGAUAAGCUGGAGCAUGUUGCACGCGUGCUAGGAACAGUACCUCGAGGGAUGCAACCCAAGCAUUACUUCCAAACAAUAACACCGCGCAUCCUUGCUCUCAUUUCUCCGUCUCCCCCUUCUGCUUCAACACCAAUAACACACCCUGCAUUCAAACGCGCUGCAGCAUUUACUCUCGCACGCAUGCUGGACUCCAGUUCUGCACACCACGCGCUCGUAGCGAGCAUAGUCUUGCCCAUUUUACACAAUUCCCUCUCCAAAGUCUCCGACGAGACCUCACGCGAUCAGAGGGAACCAGAUCAAAGCUACCUUCUGCCUACCCCAUCAUCAUCCCUCCAAACCCUUCACACCAUCCUGCUAUCAAUCGAUCCAUCGCCCUCUCUAUUCGCCUCCCUCCUUUCACCCAUCCUCCCCUCUCUGUAUUCCCUUCAUGCACAUCUCAGUAAAAUGGGCGUAGCAGAUCCAAUACUAAAAGAGGAUGUUUGGUCAUUGAUGAGGACAUGGGGACGGGUUGUAGAGGAGGGCGAGGGAAUUCGAGUGUUGUGGUCAUUAGUGGAUGAGAAUGAAAGCUCUUCAGGAGGAUGGGAAGGAGGAAGUGCAGAAGAUAUAAAACGUGUAAGGAGGGUCAACAGAGAAGAGAAACUCGCUCUUCUUACGCCGGAAGACCUGCGGCAUGCCUCCGUCACCGAGGACACAGAUAUAGAGUCAUUAGACUUGGGACUCUACCCACCUCCUGCGCACUUUGUCUCCUAUAUCAAGAACCUCGAUCGUGCAGAUAUCGCAGGAGGCAUGUUCGUGAGAUUGCUGGAGGCAUAUCGCACUGCAAAGGGAUCUAGUUCUGCUGAUAAUACGCAAGACAGUGGUACCAGAGGAGAAACACAGAGUAUAUUGAUGGAUCCGAAGGAACCUGAUCCACUCCGAGUGAUGCUUCUCCUCCAACUCAUCAUGGCCUUUCAAUCUGAGCUGGACAACACCGCUAUCCUGAGUCGCCCGAGGGAUGUGUUGGAAUUUGUGAGGCACGCGUUAGAGGUAUCUGAUACACCCUCCUCCGCAUCCGUAUCUGGCACAUCAGAUCGAGGCCUAAACAACGAAUACACCAAAGGUCUUUUGAGGGAGGAUCUAAGAAUCGUACCAGAGGAGCAGGAAUUCGGGCCAGAUAGCGACGACGAGGACGAUGGAGAGGUUGAGGGAGAAGAUAUGGUAGAAACUGCUGUUGGAUUGUUGUUGGCUAUACUGGAAGCCAACCCCUCGCUCACCCCGAACAAUACACCCUCCCUUACACAAAUCCUCGACCUUCUCAAGGCGCACACGCCGACCCGGCCAAGCGCACGUGAGGCACAGUUAGUGUUGACAGCGAGGAUGGCAGAGGGGGCGUUAGCCGCAUCGGGGUCUGCUCCAAAAAAUCAGGGCAGAUCCAACGGUCGAAGCGAGGAUGCUGACGCAGAUCCGCGAGAAACAUACCAAAAAGCACUUAAGCUCCUUCAAGACCCGCUCCUACCUGUACGAGCGCACGGGUUGCUCUUACUACGCGAGUUGGUAUCUUCCCCGGCUCGUGUGAGUAAGACUGAGCGAGAGAGACUUGAGAAGGUAGCGACAAUACGUGCCCUACACCCUGCUAUCCUCUCCAUAUUCUUGCAAGCCAUUCAGGAGGACGACUCGUAUGUAUUUUUGAAUGCGGUGCAAGGACUCGCUGCUUUGGUGCAUGCCCCUGGUCCCAAUUCCAGGUCUGGCGCGGGGAACGAAGUGUUGAAAGCGCUUCUGGAUGCGUAUGCGAGGGGGGCGGAGGAUCUUGCUGAUGACAAGGCAGAAUCGGACACAAAGCCUAAGGGUGGUGAGACGGGCAGGGCAAAGGGCAAACAAAUAAGUGAAGUUAACACACGUCUCCGCAUCGGUGAAGCUCUCGCAGUUGUUGUGAGGCGCUGUGGAGACGCUCUGGGGCUAUAUGCGGACACGCUCCUUCCACCUCUCCUUUCCCUCCUCCGUGAGCCUCGCGCACCAGUCAUCUUGCGCACGUCAGCGAUUUCCCUGCUCUCCGAAUGUAUCAAUACCUGUGCACGGGUGGUGGAACGAUACACUAAGGAAACAGCAGAGGGAAUGCUGGACUUGGUGUUGGUCGAGAUGACUGUGGCUACUCCCAUUCCACAUCCGACAGCUAAGGUGAACGAGAAGAGAAUGAAGACAGAUGUAGGAGUAAGCACAGAACAAGCAGAAUCUGAAUCUGAAUCUUCUCCAACACCCCGGUCCCAACCCGAACGCCCUCCAGACCCGCUAGACAUAUCCCCCCUGAGCGUAUCCUCAAAAAUUCCAGCACUCCGACGCGCGGCGCUACACUUUCUCGGGCUUCUUGUGCGGGUGCUUAUACAGGAGGCAUAUGAACGCGGUGGCAGCUCCUGGAGCGGCGUCCAAAUCAGGGGCAUAUAUGAUGGGCAAACAGGCGCGUAUACGUCAUAUGAAGGGGGACCGCUAUCCCAAGAAUUCAUGAGACGCGCAUGCACGGUGUUGGAGUAUAUCGCAACUGUGGAUGAGGACACGAUCGUGAGAGUCAUGGCAAGAGAGGUUGGGGAGGGGUUAAAGGGCCUGGAGAAGGCUUUGGUUGGGCUGUGA